Strongylocentrotus purpuratus (purple sea urchin) is the source of this 3345-nucleotide messenger RNA. RefSeq names its product peptidase M20 domain-containing protein 2-like. Lineage: Eukaryota; Metazoa; Echinodermata; Echinoidea; Camarodonta; Strongylocentrotidae. The coding region runs from base 250 to 1440 and encodes 396 amino acids. Gene Ontology annotation, molecular function: dipeptidase activity. The record is from RefSeq and is a predicted model, not a curated record. The transcript has 8 exons.
CACGCCCAUCAGACACGCCCCUCUUUAAUGAUCGUAAACCCGCGCUAUAGCUCUGCUCAAGGCCAGGCAGCGCGGUGCGGAAGCCGCACCGAAGCGAAGACUCGAACAUCCCUGAACUCCGGGGCGAGCUAACCAUAAGCCUCCCGUGGAGUACGAUACUAGCCGAAACGUCAACAACGAUAUCAUUGUAAACAUUUCCACUUGUUUCUUUUGGGUCUGUUGAGCUAGUCUGCCUGUAAGACUAUUACUAUGACCGAGUGGAACAAGAGAAAGCAAGUGGCCCAGGCUAAGAUAGAUGCAUCAGCCUCGGAUCUCAAUAACAUCAGUCAAGAGAUUUGGUCCCAUCCUGAACUGGGUUAUGAGGAACAUCAUGCUCACAAGAUUCUCACAGAUUAUCUGGAAAAGGAGGGUUUUGAGGUGACAAGAAAUUAUCACUUAGAUACAGCAUUCAAAGCUACAUAUGGAACUGAUGGUGGCAUCCAUGUUUGUGUGAUAUGUGAAUACGAUGCUCUUCCUGAAAUUGGCCAUGCCUGUGGGCACAACCUGAUUGCCGAGUGUGGAGCAGCCGCAGGUCUAGGGAUCAAAGCUGCAAUGGAGCUUGAUGGCACUCCCAUAGGAAGGGUUACAGUGCUUGGUACGCCGGCAGAGGAAGGGGCAGGAGGCAAGAUAGACCUGAUCAAAGCUGGGGCCUUCCAGGGGAUGGAUGUAGCUAUGAUGGCACAUCCUUAUGCUUACACAGUACCACAACCAGUAGCCUUAUCAAUGCUAGAAAUGAAAAUUCACUUCACUGGUCUUGCUUCCCAUGCCUCUGCAGUUCCCUGGGAAGGAGUGAACGCCUUGGAUGCAGCUGUGAUGUGUUAUAAUAGUAUCUCAGUCAUGAGACAACAGUUGAAACCAGAAUGGAGAGUUCAUGGCAUAUUUACAAAUGGUGGAGCCAAGCCUAAUAUCAUACCAGAGGAGGCGGAGCUCUUUUACUACCUAAGGGCUCCAACACAGGAAGCACUUUCACAGGUCAAGAAGAAGGUUGUGGGGUGUGCCCAGGGUGCUGCCGUGGCAACAGGUUGUGAGUGCACAGUCAAAGAUCUUGGAGGCUUUGCUAAUGUUGUCACCAAUCCCACCGUGAUAUCAAUCUACAAGAGGGAGGCUUCCCAAAUGGGCGUAGUCUUUGAUGACAACAGUGGUUCCGGUUCCACCGACAUGGGAGACGUGUCGUACGUGGUCCCUAGCAUACAUCCUAUGUACGACAUAGGAACCAUGGCAGCCAACCAUUCCAGACCAUUCACUGCAGCGGCAGGUGCUGCUGCAGCCCAGCCCCCUACUCUGGUCCAGGCUAAAUCCUUGGCUCUGACAGCUCUGGAAGUCAUGAAACCAGGAAAUGAGGAGGUCUUAGCAAACAUCAAAAAGGACUUUGCUCUUCAGAUGGCAGAAACAAAAGCAUAGCUAGGUGCAAACUGUCCAUAGAUCGUGUCCUCCAGGGCCCUGCCUCAUAAAUUGUUAUCGGCCACUGAUGCCAAAAUUGUAUAACAAAAUUUCUCUCAGCCAAUGAAAUGCCCUGAUGUCAGGGGCUUAGAUCCAUUAUUGUAACUUGAUAUUGAUGAUAAGUUUUAUGGAAACAUUCAAAUUACUGGGAAUCAUGUGUAUAAACUCCUGUCAGCAGGUGGUCUUUAUUCUACACACGAUAUGAGAAACACCAUUCAGGAAAAAGCAACUUUAUAAAAGUUAUAUUAUAUAUAUACUAGGUACAUGCAUAUAUCUAGGUUAUAAGAGUGGUGUUUGUAUGCAAGUGGUCACCACUCACUUAAGAAAGUCACAUUACAUUGUAAACAUCUUAAUCAAUCAACCGUUUCACUUUCUCUCUUUUCUGUCUUGUCUCCCCCUUUCCCUUUCUCUUGUCUCUGUCUCUUUGUUUCUCUCCUUCAAUGUUAGAUAUUAAUAUAAAUUCAUUACUCUCAGUAUUUCCAUAUACCCUAGACACCCAUCAGUGAUUUUAAUGUCUAAUGAAAGUUCAGUUUGAUGACAACCCCCUAGUAAUGUCUGGAUUAUCAGAACAGUGCUUUUAUAUGCUCACUUAAAACUGGAAUGUAUUGCAUAGAAAGGUCACGUCUUUUAAAAAAAUGUACCAAUCACCAAAACAUGAAGUGGGUUCCAUGUUGCUAGCUGAAGCCAAACUAUGAGCUACAAAUAGAUUGUGCAAUUACAUCCUAAGGGAACAGUAAAAUGUUGCUAACGUACGCCCUUGGAACCCAUGGAACCAUGCAAGUCCAACUUGGGUUCUGUGCCAGCCUUAAACAUGGGGUUUUAUGUUAUCAAUUAUUUUCUUCAUGUUUCUUAACCAUUUAUCUAUUGGAAGCCAGGUAAAGUUUUUUAAGUUGAUUUUAUACAUUCUAGGUAUUAUGGAUAUAUACAAACAAAAAAAUUCAGAUGAUUGGUAUACACUUUGAAACUGGAUUGUAUUCAAUUCAAUUCAAUUCAAUUUAUUUAUUGUUCAACCAUCAAAAUAUAUAUACAAUCAAAAUAAGUUACAUCAAGAAUUUAGAAUAACACAAUGAUGGUUUAGUGACCCCGGAGAAAGCAGAGCUUAUAAAAAGGGGCCACCAAUACAUAAAAAGAUCAACAUUAUACAAACAAAAUCAACAUCAAACAUUAAUAUAAACAAGGAAAAAAAGAGAAGUACACUUCUGCAGCAGCAGCAAAAAAACUGUAUCUACAUGUAUUUUCUUUGGAUAGAAAAUAUGUAUGUCUUUCCAAAAAGAAUUUAGUUUGUGUAUGUCGAGCAAAGAUGUGAUAAUACAUAGUGAAUGGGUCACUAGGAAACAUGUGCCUGUUUUUUUUAACCUCUGCCACACAGGGUCUUGCCAGAUGUAAUAUAUUUAGGCUGUUUCUUAUUGAUUUUGUGGCCACAUGAUUUGCGCAUUUUCACAGAUCAUCUGCAAAUGAUGACAGUUAUAAAUUACUGGUACACUGUACAUAAAUUAUUUGGGACAGCAUUUGGGAGAGGAAAGGUGUUUUAAAUUUGAAGGGACUCUUGCUACCUGGAUAAUGAAAGUUGGAAUUGAUAUUUAGUAUCAUCUGAGAGUGCAGCUAAAUGUCUUGUUGUCAUUAUUUGAAAUUCUAACUGACCAGUGGUAUGCUAAAAUCUGAUUUGAAGAACUAAGGAAACCACGGUCCUGAUGUAUGACUUUUUGAAAAUCAGGACCCCAUUGGCAUUGUUUUCAAUAACAAGUGUCACAAUUCUAUAACCAAAUUGCUCUCAGCUAAUCAAAUGCUACGAUUUCAGUAGCUUAUAUCAUUAUUGUAACUUGUUAUUGAUAACAAGUUUUAUGAAACAGGGGCCCUGAUCUAUAA